This is a messenger RNA of Panicum virgatum (switchgrass), 752 nucleotides long. RefSeq lists its product as uncharacterized. The transcript has 2 exons. The record is from RefSeq and is a predicted model, not a curated record. Bases 1 to 681 code for a protein of 226 amino acids. NCBI's taxonomy places the organism in Eukaryota, Viridiplantae, Streptophyta, Magnoliopsida, Poales, Poaceae.
AUGUGGAGGGAGCUCGGCGUCCCUGGACGCGCGAGCCGUUGCAACCUCCCUCUCUCGCGCGCAGGGAGCGAACCCGUGGACGCGCGCGGCGGCGGCGGCGGCGGGGAAGUCUGGGGCGCCGGCCGUUUGGCUAGCCCACGGGAGGUAGGAUCCGCGAAGCUGGAGGCGGGGAGCGAGGUGGGUGAGGUGGUGGCGGUAGAUCUGGUCGGCGGGUGCGGCGGGAGGUCCGGCGAGGUGGCGGGCGUGGAGGGCCGGCCUAGCGGGGGAAAAUCCAGGAGCUCGUCGCGCGCGGGAAGCAGAUCCGGAAACCGGGGGAAGAAGCGGAGCUGCGGCAUCCGGCGGCGGUCGCAGAGCUCGUCGCCGAAGCCUCCCCCGAAGAAGGCCCGAUCUGCAAGGGCCAUGGAUGGCGGGUGGGACUUCCAGACGGGCCUCCCGGACCUCUCUGGUCCCUCCAACACACCUUAUCAAGACAUGCUCAAUAUUAAUUUUGAAGCACCGGGUGCAGCAGCUGGUAGUCCGGCCUUUCAGCCCGGUUCCAGCCAAGGUGGUUCGGGGAAGGCGCGCAAGAAAAUUGUGUCCAGACCGAAGCAAAACAACUUUUCAAUCGAGGAAGACAAAAACCUAGUGUCCAGCUGGCUCAAUGUGAGCUUGGAUGCAGUUAAAGGUGAUGUGUCAAUGUGAAUUUGUUUCAGCUGCACAUUUUUUAAAGGACUAACCAUGUGUUUCUCAUGUAUGGGUAUGUUCCAGGCGCG